CUUAAAACAAAUAACUUUUCAAUAUAGUUUGCAAUAAUAGCAAGCAAAAACAGUGAAAAAACAAACGUAUCCAAUCAAUUCAACUACCUCUGACCUUGGAGAAUCCAUUUACCUCUAGAAGAACUGAAUUGGUUAAACAAAUAUGAAUGCUCCUUAGUCACAAUGAGAAAGUGCCCCAGUUUAUACGCAGUUCUUCUCUGUUCUGCAGUCCUGAAAACUUUUGUGCACUGCGUCGAUGAUAUUGAGGAAAAAGAACGAUACAGCUCAUCUACCGUAGGACUUCUGAAACUGCUUAGAGUGGAGGAACACUUCGUCGAUAGCCUCAUGAACAAAGCAGAUCAACUGGGAGAACAUUUCGAAUCGCUUCGAAUGUACUUGUCUUCAGUGGGUUAUGAAUUGAAUCGAAGCCUCAAUGAAAGAGUGGUAUAUGUUUCGAAUCCCAUAAAUGCCUUUUCACUUUUGAGACGUACCCACGAGGAUUUGCCAAAAUGGCACGCCUAUUUUAGAGAGGCCAUUGGAAAGGAUCUUAGUAAUCUGGAUGACCUUGUGGAAAAGCUGCCUAGCGACGUGGACAUAUUGUCGGCCAUGCGUGGAAUUCAACGUAUAGAAAGAAUAUAUGAAUUAAAGAUCGACGAUUUGGCACAAGGACUGUUGCAAGGAGUUCAGUACAAGGUUCAACUUACAUAUCGCGACCUCAUAGCCAUGGGAAAUUCUAUGUACCAGCAACGCGACUAUCAAGCAGCAGCAAAAUGGUAUCGCAUUGCUUGCAAGCGCGAAUUAGAAAAUCCCGAAGAGUUGUUAAUUGAGAUUUUGGGCGACCCAUCCGAAGAACUUCAUCGCCAAUACGUUAAGUCUCUUUUCAUAUAUGGCUCUACUAUAUCUGAGCCUUCGAAGUCUGUUGAAGAUGCCUUUAUUAUGUUGCAAAACUCUCUAGCAAACGCCAGUCAAGAGGAACUGGACAAUAUAGUGUCCGAGCUGAACGAUGCUGAAGUAGAGAAAGAGCUGUAUCAGGUAAAAAGAAGUGCUUCCAACUUUGAAAUUGGUUGUCGAGGACUGUAUCGCCAAAGGACGAACCUUGUGUGUCGAUACAAAAGCACGGCGAACACGUUUCUGCGAUUGGCCCCUCUGAAAUUCGAGGAAAUAAGUUUGGAUCCAUUUAUAGCAGUGUAUCACGAAGUUCUGUAUGAUUCGGAGAUUCAUGCACUUAAAGGUAAAUCUGGGAAUAUGGUGAAUGGCUACGCAAGACAAAGAAAUGGCACAGAAAUCAGAGAUACAGUAGCCCGAUAUGACUGGUGGUCAGAUACAUCGUUAACACGCGAGCGCAUCAAUCAGCGCAUUAUUGAUAUGACAGGAUUCAACUUCACAAAGGACGAAAAGCUACAGAUCGCGAACUAUGGAGUGGGCACCUAUUUCGAACCGCACUUCGACUACUCCUCCGAUGGAUUUGAAACUCCAGAAGUUACGACGUUGGGGGAUCGGUUGGCCAGCAUUAUAUUUUAUAUUACUCUUUACAGGCCGGUGAAGUUCUGCAAGGAGGUGCCACUGUUUUUCCGGAAAUCAAUGUUACGGUGUUCCCACAGAAAGGCAGCAUGUUGUACUGGUUCAAUUUGCAUGAUGACGGAAGACCGGAUAUUAGAAGCCAGCACUCGGCGUGUCCAGUUGUCAAUGGAGACAGAUGGACUCUCACAAUGUGGGUUCCAAUUUUUCCUCAAAUGUUUAGCUUCCCAUGCAAAUCGUAGUUAAUAAACAUUGAACAACUCUAUAGUUACAAUGAUCAUUA
Messenger RNA from Drosophila erecta, 1780 nucleotides. RefSeq names its product prolyl 4-hydroxylase subunit alpha-1. Gene Ontology annotation, molecular function: L-ascorbic acid binding; procollagen-proline 4-dioxygenase activity; iron ion binding. The coding region runs from base 163 to 1743 and encodes 526 amino acids. Gene Ontology annotation, cellular component: endoplasmic reticulum. The record is from RefSeq and is a predicted model, not a curated record. Gene Ontology annotation, biological process: peptidyl-proline hydroxylation to 4-hydroxy-L-proline. The transcript has 7 exons. NCBI's taxonomy places the organism in Eukaryota, Metazoa, Arthropoda, Insecta, Diptera, Drosophilidae.